This is a messenger RNA of Pyricularia oryzae 70-15, 3228 nucleotides long. RefSeq lists its product as uncharacterized. Gene Ontology annotation, molecular function: zinc ion binding; DNA-binding transcription factor activity, RNA polymerase II-specific; DNA binding. Gene Ontology annotation, cellular component: nucleus. Gene Ontology annotation, biological process: DNA-templated transcription; regulation of DNA-templated transcription. The transcript is spliced from 8 exons. NCBI's taxonomy places the organism in Eukaryota, Fungi, Ascomycota, Sordariomycetes, Magnaporthales, Pyriculariaceae. The record is from RefSeq and is a predicted model, not a curated record. The coding region runs from base 405 to 2825 and encodes 806 amino acids.
CUAGUCUAGUGCACUUCGGCACCCGCCUAUUCACCCAAGCACAACAGAGGAGACCAAAAUCGAAGACGGGGGGUGCGAGGGCAUCGCAUCUUACUGUAUCCGCUCGCAUCGCAGUCAGGUCGGGUCGGUAGAGUAUAGUACAGUACAGCACAAUUCACCCGGGGUGCGCGCCAACACUACUUACUACCUUCAGGUCUAGCUGCUACCAUCAUCCACACGCCCCGCGCCGCAACGACCGAAGGUGCCCCCCAAUUUCGACGGCAGAUCCGGAAGCCAGCCAGACCGUUGGAAUUCUUUUGUUGACUAAACUUACUGCUCCCAUACCCCCAAGUCGCACAACACAUGCGUACAUUUUACCCUUGAUACCUGCCGUACGUACCUUGCAUAUCUCAUCUUGGGUACAUAUGGAUUCGGAGGUAAAACCGUCCAUUAUCGCUCCACUUGGAUCUGGGUCUGGUCUCGAGGGGACCGGAUCUGGCGAAAGAGACACAGGUGACGUCGUUGUUAAGCGGAGAGCCCCCAUUGCUUGCAAAAGAUGUCGCCGUAUGAGGAGCAAAUGCAUUCAUGACAAGAAACCUCCGUGCAAAUCUUGCAAAGACGCCGGUCUCGGCGCUGACUUGUGUAUAUUUCCUGUACGAGGACAACCCGACAAAGACCGCGAGUACCGCCACCCGCGCACCAAGGCUGAGAAGAGUGCUAUCCGCGCCAAUGUCCGGUCCCGUAGCGGGGCCGACUCUUCGCUAGCCUUGGUCCCUCCAUCCUCGGCAUCUGGACAUGUCGUCCUCGGCAGGCAGCUUUCAUCCCCCGAAGAUGAUGAUCCGUGGCAGAUACUUCCGGAUCUGCCGGAGAUAAUGGAUGCUGUCACUAGUUUUGUCCGCCACUACUUCCAGCUUGGCUUUAUCCCCAAGCAGAUGUUCAUGGAGCGACUGAGGACGGAUCACCGGUCUAUCAGUCCCUUUCUCCUACUGGGAAUAAUUAGCAUAUCAGCCCGCUUCACGCCCUCAUUGGUCAAACAGUACCGUACUGGCGUCGAAGCCUCCGAGGCAUACAUAGCAAGUGCGUCUCGGCUUGCUCUGAAGCUGCUGUACGACAAACCCUCAUUGCAAACAUGUCAGGGCUUCUACCUCCUGAGCAUUGCUCAACAGGGCAGCGGGCUGAAAAACGCCAGCUUUCUGAACCUCGGAAUUGCCAUGCGCAUGGCUGCUCUCAUGCAACUUCACCGUGAGGAUACCUACCACUGUGAGAACCCAACAAAGGAGUGGGUUGUCAAUGCAGAGUCUGCUCGGCGAACCCUGUGGAUGUUGCACAGCCAGGAUAACCUGCAUUCGGGGCCCUCGUCACCGGUUUCCAUGGCAACAAGUGACAUUACUGCGCUUUUGCCCUGCAAUGAAGAGGAUUUUGCGAAUGGCUGCGUGCCCAAGGCGAGAGCAGCGCUGGCCGACACCCCUCCCGCAAAGGCAAACCCGAGUUUAACAACGCACAAAUCACGGUCAUUGUUUGCCAGUCUCAUCCAGGCGCAUUAUUUCUGGGGCAAAAUUUCCCGCAGAGCUGUAUCUCAGGAUAACGAGUCGUCCCCCUGGCAUGAAGAUAGUGACUAUGCCAAAAGGGUGAGGGAGCUCAAUGCCUGGGAGGAAAGCCUACCCGAUGACCAUCAGUUUAGCUGCAUGCUACUAAAAGGCUACAAAGUGGACGGCCUAGAUCUAGCAUACCUGGCUGUCACAAUGGUGGUGCGACUCUGCAACAUUGUUCUGCGAAAGCCCUACAUGCACAUGAUGCUCCCCUGCAAAAGCGAUAACAAUCGGUCGCAAUUCUGGUCCACAAUGUCGAUGGAGCUAUUUACGAAUGUCCAGCUCCUGUAUGACCAAAUCGAUGCGAAGUUCAAGGAUCGAGGUCCGAAUGACGGAACCGGUGCACAGAUUAUGGCAUUCUGUAUAUACAGUUGCGGAAUCUUAUCCGCGCACCUUUGUAAAAACCCCAACAUUUGCCCUAAUCCCAUGAUCGCCAAGAUGGCACCUACUAUGCUAUCACGGUGCCUGGAUAUCCUUGUCGAAAGCCAGGCAACCUGGCCUUUGGCCACUAACUGGCGCAUCGGACUGGAGAGCUUCGCUUGUGGUCAGAAAGGCUCUACAAGCAAGGACGGCACCAUGGCCGAUGGAAAAGAUCCGGUUCCCCAGCCUUUGCAACACAUUAGCGCAUCGUCAUCACCCGUUGAAAAGAAGCCCUUUCGACCAGAAGACACGAGACCGACACUCACCCAAGGUCAUGCGCCACAGAAGGAUCCCCACCACGAGCUUCACCCGAUGCCGAACACUUACAUUGAGCCAGCUUCGAGAUUCACUGCAAUCAACGCACAACCUCCUCACUUCCCAAGUCAGCACCAACAGCCGCAACACCAUCAACACAGCCACGAUCACCAACAACAGCAUCAUCCACAACAUCACCACCACCAACACCGACCUAUGCAAGAGCAUCAUGCGCAUCACUUGUCUCAGCAACAGCAGCAGCAAAUUCCACCACAGCACCACCAUGUCGAAGGCACGCGGGAGUCUCAUCCUAACGGUAUAAACCUUCUUCUCGAAGUCCUCGAGACGCACCCAAACCCCAUAGGCGGUGCUGGAGGACCCACAGCCUCGGCAUCCGUCAGCCACUUCGCGGGCAUGGGCAGUGCGCCCCCUCACCACCAUCCGCAGCACGAUAUGGCCUACUACUCGCACGCCGAUGGUUACACGGACUCGCUAAUGUCCUAUAUCAGCGAGAAUCAGGCCCACGCAUGGGUCCCGCCGGGCGGUCUUUACAGUUAUGUUCAUGUCAGUGAGGGUAUGUAAGCCAAGCUAGGAUUAUUUUUUCCAGUUAUUGGCGAAGAAGUCGGUUUAUUUCCGUCCUGACGGCGAGCUGUAUUUUUUUUCACCAUGGCAACAGGGCCUGGAGAAUUGCGCGCCAUACAUGCAGGACCAUAGUCUGUGCCGUAUAUUGCUUUCCUCUUCAGGCAUCGUCGAGGUAAACUUUUGGUUCCCAGUAGGUCAAGAUUCACUCAAGGCGCGUCGGCUGUUUUCACGAAAUUGGGGGUUGUGUUUAGAGUACCCAAAAAGUUUUACUCGCAUAUAGACUUGUUGGGCCAUGUAACAUGCGUGUGUACCCUCGCUGGCCUUGAUUUUUUAUUGGGCAUUUUUUUCCCCCACAGAACACGGGUGUGGAAUCAUAUAAUAUCAUCACAAUUCAGGUUCGCCG